This is a messenger RNA of Lepisosteus oculatus (spotted gar), 2791 nucleotides long. RefSeq names its product protein phosphatase 1, catalytic subunit, gamma isozyme (gene ppp1cc). The record is from RefSeq and is a predicted model, not a curated record. NCBI's taxonomy places the organism in Eukaryota, Metazoa, Chordata, Actinopteri, Semionotiformes, Lepisosteidae. Gene Ontology annotation, cellular component: nucleus; cytoplasm. Gene Ontology annotation, molecular function: protein serine/threonine phosphatase activity.
AGGGCCGCUGGUAUCUCUACGCCACCCGGCAACGAAGGCUGAAUAGAAACAGUCGCCAUUUUUUAUUUCAGGCCAGAGAGCUGGUGCCGCACAUAGGAGCGGACGGAGGAGUGAAGUCGUCUUGUGUGUUUGCGUGUUACAGAUCUCAGUUUUUUUUUUGUUGUUCCCGUCGUGGUGAAAGGGAAAAUCGUCCCAAGAUCCGUAGCGUAAAAUUGUUUUUUUUUUCUUUUUUUUUUCUGUUGGUGGUUGUUUUUAAGAUUUGAUUAGAACUGUAGCGUGAUCCGAGAUAUGGCCGAUACCGACAAGCUGAACAUAGACAGUAUCAUUCAGCGCCUUCUGGAAGUGAGAGGCUCAAAACCAGGCAAGAAUGUCCAGCUACAAGAAAAUGAGAUUAGGGGUCUCUGUCUCAAAUCCCGGGAAAUCUUCCUAAGCCAGCCAAUCCUGCUGGAGCUGGAGGCACCUCUUAAGAUAUGCGGUGACAUCCAUGGGCAGUACUACGAUUUGCUGAGGUUAUUCGAAUACGGUGGAUUUCCACCUGAGAGCAAUUACCUGUUCCUUGGAGACUACGUGGACCGAGGGAAACAGUCACUGGAGACCAUCUGCCUGCUUCUGGCCUAUAAGAUCAAAUAUCCAGAGAACUUCUUUCUGCUGCGAGGAAACCACGAAUGUGCCAGCAUCAACAGAAUAUAUGGCUUUUAUGAUGAAUGUAAAAGGCGAUACAACAUCAAGUUGUGGAAGACUUUCACAGACUGUUUUAACUGUUUACCCAUAGCAGCUAUUGUGGAUGAAAAGAUUUUCUGUUGUCAUGGAGGUUUAUCCCCAGACCUUCAGUCUAUGGAGCAGAUCAGGAGGAUCAUGCGUCCCACUGAUGUGCCUGACCAGGGGCUGCUGUGCGACUUGCUCUGGUCUGAUCCGGACAAAGAUGUGCUGGGCUGGGGAGAGAACGACAGAGGAGUCUCCUUCACUUUUGGUGCAGAAGUAGUUGCUAAAUUCCUCCAUAAACAUGACUUGGAUCUAAUCUGUCGAGCCCAUCAGGUUGUUGAAGAUGGCUAUGAGUUCUUUGCAAAGAGACAGUUGGUGACUUUAUUCUCUGCGCCCAACUACUGUGGGGAGUUUGAUAAUGCUGGUGCCAUGAUGAGCGUUGAUGAAACCUUAAUGUGCUCUUUUCAGAUCUUAAAACCUGCGGAGAAGAAAAAGCCUAAUGCAAGCAGGCCAGUUACACCUCCAAGGAACAUGAUCACAAAGCAAGCAAAGAAAUAAUACAGCCUGGCAUUACCCAUCUGGACUUGUACCAUACAAUCUCCAUUUUUUAAAAAUUCCCCUCUUUGUGUAAUGUUAUCAGUUGGUGUGCUUGGAAUAGAUUUUUCUUGUUUAUUGGUUUCUCGAACACCAUACGCUGGUGAUAUUUUGCAACUGAGAAGACUGCUACUUCAAGAUAAAGGAUGGAAGUGCAUAGAUUUUAUAGAUCUUCAGACUAACUGGCUGUUCAACUUCAGGUUUGCACACUCCAUUGUGGCCAGUCUUCAACACAUUUCCGAACACUUGUAGCUACCAAUGGAUUUUAAGUGCUUUUUUUUGGAAGCUCAGAAGACAUCUUAUGAACUGGUUUGACAUAAUAAUCAAGACCUGCUUCCUAGAACUGUUAAUGAUGGAGACAUCACAAUUUGCUCAAACCACUGUGAAAAGUAAUUGCAUAAAAUAAACUUAAAGACAUAAGGAUUUUAGUUAAGACUAGGUUUAUUUCUCCACUUUAGCACGUGUUGUGUAGCUACCAGAAAUAUCUACUCCGGUGUCACUGAGUUGGUGUAUGAUUUUAAGCACUUCUUGUACUGUGCACAUCAAAUAAAUAAAGCUGUUAUUUUAGAUGUUUUUCUUAAUGCUUCUCCAUUUCUGGGUAGGAACUUUAAGGAUAAAACUAUUUUUUUGCAUUUAAUUUCACUCUCCAUAAGUGUUGUAGUCAAUCGGUAAAAAUACAGCUGUAAGUGACUAACCACAGACAGACUAUCAAUGGGAUUAUUACUAUUGGCUUAAUUUGUUUGCAUUUAGAACGUUUUGAAUCAGUUGCCUUUGUUUUAUUGGAAAGUUCCUGGAUGUGUCCCUAAGUAUCUUUCAGUCCUAGAGGUGAACUGCUCCAGAUCGGUGAUGGCAUGUAAACCCUUUCUAAUAAGGGCUGGGGGAAGUCUUUUUGUUGCAUGUAUCUAGCUUUAGAACUACAGGAAAUAAGGUCCCUUUUCCUUAAACAAGGCAUGUGUAUUUUCUGUCUUAAAGCUAAUGUAGCUCUUGAUUUCUUCAGGUAUCAGUAACUUGUAAUUACAACUUAGAACUUUUAAUAUUUGACAAGUUUCAUCUUCUGUACCGAUUAUCUAAUGUGUACAUAUAUAUUACAAUGCUUUGGUCAGCCUUGGCAAUAUCUUGUAUAAAUAAACUCAAGCUCAGUUUUUCACAUUCAGAGGAUUGUAUACUUGUUUAAUAAAAUUGUGGGGAGGGUGGGAAACUUGAAUUACACAAUGAAAUAUUAGUUUUUAUUUGUGAAAUAAAACCAAGAACAUGACUUAACUGUUCCAAUGUUUGUAUUGUAAGGAAUGGGUGCCUGGCCUGUGUGACAACAGUCUAAACUUGUAGCAGUUUCAUCCGCCGUGAUCUUCACGUUUAGAAAGACCGAAGCUAAUGCAUUGAGUCCCUAUUUAACUGCAUCCACGAUGUAUGUACAUUUGCUUGAAUUUAUCGCUUACUCUGCAGUGUGAUGUUGCCAUUGCUUUUCUUAUGAAAUAAAUCGCUGGUUUUUCCCAGA